AAGCACACCAUGCGGUUGAUGGAGUGAUGGUUCAUCCUUCUGACGGCGAAGCGUGGAAACGCUUUAACAGUGUUCAUCCUCACUUUUCAGCUGAAUCAAGGAAUGUGCGUCUUGGGUUGUGUACAGACGGAUUCAACCUAUUUGGGUCAUUUGCUGCUCCUUAUUCUUGUUGGCCGGUCAUACUCACAGUUUAUAACUUGCCACCGGGAAUGUGUAUGAGGUCGGAGUUCAUGUUUUUAUCUACCGUCAUACCCGGUGCAAGAAGCCCGUUGCGGAAUAUAGAUGUUUGUCUUCGACCGUUGAUUGAUGAGUUGGCGCAGUUGUGGUCCUCCGGAGCUCUGACUUAUGAUAUAUCGAGGAAACAAAAUUUCCUUAUGAGGGCGGCUUUGAUGUGGACUAUCAAUGAUUUUCCAGCUUAUGGAAUGCUUUCUGGUUGGAGCACGCAUGGGAAACUCGCAUGUCCAUACUACAUGGAAAACAACAAGGCAUUCACGCUAGCAAAUGGAGGUAAAGCUUCUUUUUUUGACUGUCACCGUCACUUCUUGCCACUUCAUCACAGGUACAGAAAGAAUAGAAAAGAUUUCUUUGUUGGCAGAGUUGAAAAAGAUGUUGCAUCCCCGCGUCUUUCUGGUGAAGAAUUGCAUGAUGUUGUCUCAGAGUACGGUGACAUUGUGUUUGGGCCUUCAAUCAGGUAAGCAAAAGUUUCGUGGUUUUGGUUUGACCCAUAAUUGGGUAAAGCCAAGUAUCUUUUUGAGCUUCCUUAUUGGAAGACCAAUCUGCUCCGCCAUAACCUUGACGUCAUGCACAUCGAAAAGAACAUGUUUGAGAACAUUUUCAACACCGUCAUGGAUGUGAAGGGGAAGACAAAGGACAACAUCAAGGCUAGAUUGGAUAUAGCUUUAUACUGUAACCGUAAAAAUAUGGAGUUGGUUUAUAAUGAGUCACGGGUCGCAAAACCAAGAGCAAGCUUCAUGUUAGAGAAAAACGGACAACUGCUAGUCUACAAAUGGCUUAAAAGUCUGUGUUUUCCGGAUGGACAUACAUCGAACAUAUCAAGGCUGGUUAAUAUAGAGGACUGCAGAUUGUAUGGAAUGAAGAGUCAUGACUGCCACGUGUUUAUGCAAACACUCAUCCCAUUAGCUUUUCGUGAUUUGUUGCCAAAGGGAAUAUGGGAUGCACUCACGGAGAUCAGUCAUUUCUUCAGAGAUAUAUGCUCCAGCAAGUUGAAUGUUGAUCACAUUGAGAGGAUUCAAACGAAUAUCGUCGAGACACUAUGCAAACUUGAGAUGAUAUUCCCUCCAUCAUUUUUUGACUCAAUGGAGCAUCUCCCUAUACAUCUACCGUUCGAGGCAAAAGCUGGAGGACCGGUCCAAUAUAGAUGGAUGUACCCAUUCGAACGGUACUUGUUUAAUCUCAAGAAAAAGGUUAAGAACAAGGCGCAUGUUGAGGCUUCGAUAUGUGAGGCCUAUAUUGUUGAGGAGAUCUCAACAUUUAUCUCGUACUAUUUCGAACCUCAUCUGAGAAUGAGAAUCAAUCGCGUUCCACGACAUGAUGAUGGCGGUGAAGUGCCUUCCAGUGGGAACUUGUCAAUAUUCUCCAAUACUGGACGACCCACACCUAAAAAUGCCGUAAGAGGAAGAUAUUUGUCGGAAAUAGAGUUCAAACAAGCACACAAUUAUGUUCUAUUUAACUGUGAUGAGCUGAGACCUUUUAUUCAGUAACAUCGUCAAUAUUUGUUAUCCAAUAACUCACAGCUGACCGAAUCCCAGAUCUUUCAAUUACAAGAUGAGUAGUUUGCCACGUGGUUUAGAACACAUGUUUAUCAAAUGGGAAGGAGUGCACCUAAGUCAUUGUCUUCACUAAGCCUGGUGCCUGAAAGAAAAUGUAAGUGCUACAACGGGUAUUUUGUCAAUGGAUAUGUUUUCCAUACUGAAGAAUACGGGCAAGGAAGAAAGACAUACAACAGCGGUGUUUGUGUUAAGGGAUCCACUAGUAGUGAGUUAGAAGUUGACUACUAUGGUAGAUUAGAAGAGAUCGUCGAACUGCAAUAUCAUAACGAGCAGAAUAUAGUGUUUUUAUUCAAAUGCUAUUGGUAUGACAUGACUGACAGAGGAAUCAGAGUUGAUCCGCACUAUGGUUUGGUCGAAAUCAACUCAAAAGCUAGACUCCGCAACAUAAACGAUGUCUUUGUUUUCGCAAAGCAAGGUCAACAAAUUUAUUACACAUACACCCCUUCAUUUAGAAAGGAUCGAUCAAGAGUGGAUUGGUUGUCCAUUUUAAAAAUGAAACCCCGGGGUCGUGUCGAGGUUGUUCAGGAUGAGAACGAAGACACAAGUAUGCGAGAUGAAGUCUUUCAAGUUAGUGAGGUGGUUGAACCAUAUCGAGUUGCUCCUUCGAUUGAAUUGGAAGAAAAUUCAAAUUUUCGUGUUUUCGUUGAUAGUCUUGUUGAUGUUAACGCAGAGGAGUUGAAUUUUGUUUUGGGCUCUAGCGGACAAGCAAAUGUCGAUGAAGAAGAUGAUAUUCAUAUUGAAGAUUGCGAUGAAGGUGAUGACAAUUCAAUUGAUGACGAAAAAGAAGAAAAUUCUGACUAACUACCAAAAUGAAGCCCUAUGUAAAACCCUUUUUUUUUUCAUGUAAUUUAGAUUAUGGAUGAUAUAUUUUGAAACACAAAAUAUUUAUUACUUGAAAUAAUUAGUUGAAAUGCCACAAUUACGAAAUAAUUACUUGAAAUGCCACCACAUCACCGACGGCCACACCGACGGACGUAAGUCCGUCGGCAUUUCACAGAGAGUUCGAAAACAAUUACUGGUAAUGCCACCAAAUCACCGACGGCCACACCGACGGACUUAAGUCCAUCGGCAUUUCACAGAGAGUUCGAAAACAAUUACUGGUAAUGCCACCAAAUCACCGACGGACUUAAGUCCGUUGGCAUUUCACAGAGAGUUCGAAAAUAAUUACUGGUAAUGCCACCACGUCACCGACAGAAACACCGACGAAUUUAUAGUCGUCGAUAAUGUGUCAAUUUUACCGACACAAUUACCGACAGACUACGCGAAUAUCAAAGGGUUGUGCAUUAAAUGCAUCUCUGACCGCUGCAUUAAAACUGGCUUUUAACCUACCCCGACCGCCUUUUCAGUUCAUUUUCUCUUCUCCUCAGUUUUCACCAUUCUUUUCCUCUCCGUUCUUCACUCCGUUCUUCACUCCGAUCUCAAGCUUUUUUUAUCGUGAAUCUCCAUC
Populus trichocarpa (black cottonwood) is the source of this 3237-nucleotide messenger RNA. RefSeq lists its product as uncharacterized. The record is from RefSeq and is a predicted model, not a curated record. The transcript is spliced from 4 exons. Bases 801 to 1721 code for a protein of 306 amino acids. Lineage: Eukaryota; Viridiplantae; Streptophyta; Magnoliopsida; Malpighiales; Salicaceae.